Crotalus tigris (Tiger rattlesnake) is the source of this 2396-nucleotide messenger RNA. Its product is annotated as neoverrucotoxin subunit beta-like. The coding region runs from base 318 to 1106 and encodes 262 amino acids. NCBI's taxonomy places the organism in Eukaryota, Metazoa, Chordata, Lepidosauria, Squamata, Viperidae. The record is from RefSeq and is a predicted model, not a curated record. The transcript has 4 exons.
UCUCUCGUAUAUCUUGUAAAAUUUUAAGUUUUACUCUUGGUUUUUUCCCUGCCCAGAUAAAUUUAUUGAUACCUUUCUGCCACUCAUCUAAAUUUGCUUCUUUCUUUAAAAUAGGUAUCAUUUCAAACUUACAAGAGUCUUUGUCAUCAUCCAGAAAGGAGGAAACACAAGACAGUGGGGAACACAGGAAGAUCCUGAGCGGUUCAAAGGACGGAGAGAUCUAGCAGGGAAGCAGCAAAAGAGAGCAGUAGGUCCCACCUGCCAACAGAGAUUCCUGACUCCUCCAACCAGGGCAACAAGCUUGCAGCAACCAGCAAAUGCCAAGCAUGGCUCAGACAGACGAUGCCAUAGAGAUUGCAGCCCUCGGCCGCCCCUUCCAGCUGGGGAUGCUGUACGACUGCCGCAAGGAUGCCCUCGUCCCAGGCGUCACCCUUUGGGACUACAGCUCCCUUCAGAAGGACCUGACCACCAGGCCUCAGCCCAAUACAGAAACUAAAAUCAUUGCAUCUGACAAUAUUGAUGACAAGGCCUCUGCCCUGGACAUCUCAGGAUCCCUCAAGGGCAGCUUCCUGGGGGGGCUGGUUGAUGUGAGAGGAUCAGCCAAGUAUCUUUACAACACCAAGAAGUCCAAGCAACAGGCUAGAGUCACCGUCCAGUACAAAACCACCACCAGGUAUGAACAGCUGACCAUGAGCCACCUGGGAAUCCAGAAUAUCUCCCACCCAGCAGUCUUUGAGCAUGGCACGGCUACCCACGUGGUCACCGCCAUCCUCUACGGAACCCAGGCUUUCUUCGUGUUUGACCGGGAUGAUUCCUCAACAGAAAUGGUAAAAAAUAUAGAAGAAAAUCUCCACGUCACAAUCAGGAAGAUGAUAUCCGUCACAGGACAAGAAGAUAUGAAGCUAAACGAGGAGGAGAAAGAGAGUGCGCUGAAGUUCAGUUGCAUGUUCCAUGGAGACUUUUCUCUGGAGAAAAAUCCAGUGACCUUCCAAGAUGCCAUAACAAUUUAUGAGACUGCCAAAAAUGUUAGGGAAAGAUGGGGAGAAGGCUGUUCCUGUGUGGAUCUCGCUCUACCCACUGACCAAGCUGGACACCAGAGCAGCUAAGAUGGUCUGUGAGAUCAGCCUAGAAUUGGUCUUUGAUGCUGAAAAGAUCUUGGAGGACCUCAAUGAAAUUCAGAUGCAAAGCAAUGACCUAGUCAACGAUCCCAUUGCCGAGACCUUCCCUGAGAUCAAAGAGAAGAUCCAGCAGUUCAAGGAUCUGUGCAAGCAACACAGGCAGACUUUCCAGAAACAGCUGGCCAGAGUGUUGCCUUCCAUCCGGGGAGGAGGGCAGGAGGAAGGGACCCUGGUGGACAUCUUGACGUCCAUCAACCGGUCACCCUUCAACAGCCGAAGACUCCGUGAAUUUCUAGACACCAAGAAAAGAGAAAUUAACUUUGUCAAAUCUUUUCUGACUAUUUUAAAUAAGAUACAAAUUAUCUCAUCUCAGAACAAGUUGGAAGAAAUAGUUCUCGACCCUCAGAAUGGAUACGUGGUCUCCUUUAUAUUCACUUCUUUACACGAAGAGGAGCCGUUUCUGUUGAGCUUACGGGACAAGCUUCAGGAGCAAUUCUUGCAAGAAUCAGCUAAGUCCACCAGAUCCACUCCUGGGGUGAAGAAAGGCAAGGCCUGGUUUGAGGACCAGGAGAGGACCCACAAUGCUCGCCAAGCGGCCAAAUCCAUGAAAGACUUUUUCACUGUCAACCAAUCGAAUGAGAAGGUCCGCUUUCUCGUGGCCUCACUCCCAGAUGUGGAGACCCCAGGAGCCUCAAUAUACCUUUAUGAAGAUGGAAAGCUGGUCAGCAAGAACUUUGAGUUGCCCUCAAAACCUGUCCCUUUGCAGAUUACUGAACUGAGACACAACAGCAUUCAGCUGAAAUUUCAGCCAGCUGAACAUGGGAGGGCUUCCACCUCCAGCUAUCUGGUAGAGUACAAGAUUGCAGGGGAAGAAAACUGGAAUACCGUGAGGACAGAGGAUGCCGGGGAGUUGUUCCUGCUGAAAGAUCUGCCUCCAAACACAGAGUACCAGUUCCAGUAUGCUGCUUGUUGCAAGCUUGGAUUUAGUGAAUCCAGUGACCUGAGCCCACCCAUAAAGACCUUUCCCACCAGCCCUCCUGAGAAAUUAAGAAAGGUCACUGCAGCAUCUUCUGUCAUCUCUGUGGCCUGGAUGAGUCCCAGCAUCGUUGCCUCAGGAGUUAUGGUCAAGGAGUACAAAGUGGAGUACAGAAUGGUAGAGGCUGGAGUUGAGAAGGACCAGUGGACUGGAAAAAGGACUGGGAGAAAAACAGAGUUUUACCCCAUCGAAGGUCUGAAGCCCCAGACGGCAUAUAGAAUACGGGUGUCAGCCGUGUGUGA